This is a messenger RNA of Oryza sativa Japonica Group (Japanese rice), 3753 nucleotides long. Its product is annotated as protein TPLATE. The record is from RefSeq and is a predicted model, not a curated record. NCBI's taxonomy places the organism in Eukaryota, Viridiplantae, Streptophyta, Magnoliopsida, Poales, Poaceae. Gene Ontology annotation, biological process: endocytosis.
AACUCUCCCACACUCCAUUCUCUGAGAUCUGCGACCUCCCCAUCUCCCCCAACUCCGGCGAUCGCCGGAGUUCCCCGCGACGGCGGCGCGAUGGACCUCCUCAUCGCGCAGAUCAACACCGACCUCCGCUCGUCGGACGCGCUGCGGCAGUCGUCCGCGCUCCUGCAGGCGCUGCAGCAGUGCGCCGCCGGCCGCGACGUCUCCGCGCUCGCCCGCACCGUCGCCACCGAGAUCCUGUCGGCGCCCUCCUCCGCCGUGUGCAAGCGCCUCGCGCUCGACCUCCUGCGCGCGCUGCCGCUGCCCCCCGACCUCCUCGACCCGCUCCUCCUCUCCUCCCUCCGCUCCGACCUCUCCUUCCCCGACCCCGACGUCGCCGCCUCCUCCAUUGCCUCGUUCCCCUCGCUCCCUUCCCACCUUCUCCCCUCCCUCCUCUCCUCCGCCCACGCCGACAUCGCCGCCGCUCUCUCGUCGUCCGCCGAGUCACUCCGUCUCGCCGCCGUCACCUCGUUAUCCUCUCUCCUCCCGCGUGAUGACCUCGCGCUCAUGUGCUCCACUAAUCCCUCGCUCAUGGGGCACGCUACCACUUGGUGGGGGCGGCUGGCGGAGCUUGCAUUGGACCCUGCGGAUGCUGUGGCUGCCACAGCGUUUGAGGCGCUUGCUCGGCUCUUCCAGGAGCUGGAUGCCCGGCGGAUGAGCCGGCUUGCCGGGGACAAGCUUGUUGAUGGAGAGGGCGCGCUUGCCGUGCGUGCUCAGUGGGCAGCUGAAGCCAUCAAUUUCAUUUGGUCCCGGCGAAACAUGCUCAUUGCACGCUCCAUGGUUAUGCCAGUAGAGCGCUUCCGGGUCACCGUGUACCCUAUUGUGCACGCAGCGAAAAUGGUUGCUUCUGGCAUGGUGAACACAUUGCGGCAGAUUGCCAAGCCAGGGGACACUACAAUAGAUGACAGUGUGGAGUCGAGCGCGGAGAAGCUGGUUGGGGUGUCGGAUAUCAUCUCGCACUUGCUGCCUUUCCUCAGCUCACUGGAUCCACCAUUGGUUUUCGAGGUGGGGAUAAAUAUGUUGGCACUUGCAGAUGUGCCUGGAGGCAAGCCGGAGUGGGCUUCAGCUGCCACUACUGCAAUUUUGACACUUUGGGACCGGCAAGAGUUCUCAUCGAUGAGGGAAACCAUUGUCAGAGCCGUCGUGACUAAUCUCCAUUUACUCGAUCUUGGAAUGCAGGUGUCUCUGUUCAAAAGGCUGCUUCAAAUGGUGAGGAAUUUGAGAGCAGAAUCAGAUCGUAUGCAUGCAUUGGCAUGUAUUUGUCGGACUGCUCUUUGUGUUGAUCUUUUUGCAAAAGAGAGUGUUAGAAGAGGUCAGAAGCCUGUUCCAGGAACAGAUGUGAUCUCACUAUUUGAGGAUGCAAAUGUGAAGGGUGAUCUAAACAGCAUAACGAGCAAGAGCUUGUUCAGAGAGGAGCUAGUCGCUUCCCUAGUCGAAAGUUGUUUCCAGCUAUCACUCCCCCUACCUGAGCAGAAGAAUUCUGGCACAGAGAGCAGAGUUAUAGGAGCAUUAGCUUAUGGAACUGGAUAUGGUGCAUUGAAUUGGACAGAACCUGCUUUGGAUGUGGUGGAAGUUUGCAGGCCUUGUGUUCUUUGGGACUGUGGUGGGCGUACCUAUGCAAUUGAUUGCUAUCUGAAGUUGCUUGUACGGCUUUGCCAUAUAUAUGAUACUAGAGGUGGUGUAAAGACAAUCAAAGCUGGUGCAUCUCAAGAUCAGAUUCUAAAUGAGACAAGGCUUAGAAAUUUGCAGCUACAGCUUAUCAAGGAUCUUCGUGAGGUUCAUACACCAAGAAUUUCAGGACGAUUGAUAUGGGCAAUUUCUGAACAUUUUGAUCUUGAAGGUCUGGAUCCUCUUUUAGCUGAUGACCCAGAGGAUCCAUUGAAUAUCAUCAUAUCUAACAUGCAUAAGAUUCUAUUCAAGAUCGAUUCAUCUACAACUACCUCAAGUAGGAUACAAGAUGUGCAGUCUGUCCUCAUAUGCGCUCAACGUUUGGGAUCGAGAAAUGCAAGAGCAGGCCAGCUCCUCACUAAAGAAUUGGAGGAGUUCAGGGCAAGUACUUCAGCUGAUUCUGUCACCAAGCAUCAGUCGCGUUAUGUCUUGCAAAUAAUAAAAUAUCUAACGAACCAUCCUGAUAACAGGUGGGUUGGUGUAGGUGAUGCUACAGGGGAUUAUCCAUUUAGCCACCACAAACUUACUGUUCAGUUUUUAGAGGCAUCUGCAGCACAAGAUAGGAAAUUGGAAGGAUUAGUUCACAAGGCCAUCGAAGAGCUUUGGAGGCCAAAUCCCACUCAGUUGACUCUCCUACAAAUGAAGGGGAUUGGUGCUUUGCACAAAGAGCUUCCAAAAACACUUUCUUUGACUGGCAGCAGUGAUCCAUGCUAUAUUGAGGCAUAUCAUCUGGCAGAUCCAACUGAUGGGAGAAUCACCUUACAUCUAAAGAUUUUAAAUUUGACUGAGCUGGAACUCCACAGGGUUGAUAUCAGAGUUGGUCUCUCUGGAGCACUGUAUUAUAUGGAUGGAUUCUCCCGCACAGUUCGGCACCUACGUAAUCUUGUUUCCCAGGAUCCAGUCCAAAGUAGUGUAACUGUUGGAGUUUCGCACUUUGAGAGAUGCUCCCUCUGGGUUCAAGUCUUGUAUUACCCAUUUUAUGGAAGUGGAGGGUCUGCAGACUAUGAAGGAGAUUAUGCAGAGGAGGACUCACAAACAGUUAGGCAGAAACGCUCACUUAGGCCGGAGCUUGGUGAGCCAGUUGUUUUGCGGUGCCAGCCCUACAAGAUCCCCCUUGCUGAACUUCUCUUGCCAUAUGAGUGCUCCCCAGUUGAGUAUUUCCGGCUAUGGCCAAGCUUGCCAGCCAUGGUGGAGUGCACUGGCACAUACACAUAUGAAGGUAGUGGUUUCAAGGCCACUGCUGCUCAGCAGUACGACAGCUCUCCUUUCCUCAGUGGGUUGAAGUCGAUUUCUUCUAAGCCCUUCCAUCAAGUCUGCUCUCAUUUCAUCCGAACAGUAGCCGGGUUCCAGUUAUGUUAUGCCGCGAAGACAUGGUUUGGUGGGUUUGUGGGCAUGAUGAUCUUUGGCGCAAGCGAGGUCAGCCGGAAUGUUGAUCUUGGCGAUGACACGGCCACAAUGAUCUGCAAAUUCGUCGUGCGUGCCUCCGAUGAAUCCAUCACAAGAGAGAUCCAAUCAGACCUCCAGGGCUGGCUGGAUGACAUCACCGACGGCGCCGUGGAAUACAUGCCGGAGGAAGAGGUGAAGAGCGCGGCGGCUGAGCGGCUGAAGGUUUCCAUGGAGAGAAUAGCCCUGCUCAAGGCGGCCAAGCCGAAGGUGCCACCGGCGAAAACCAAGGAAGAAGAGGAAGAGGAGAAGAAGGAGCAAGAGGACCUGGACGAGUUUGGGAACCCCAAGGGCCCCUCGACGCUUUCCAAGCUGACGGCGGAGGAGGCCGAGCACCGUGCGCUCCAGGCCGCCGUGCUGCAGGAGUGGCACCAGCUGUGCAAGGAGAAAGCCUUGAAAGCACAGUGAGGCUUUUGGUUUUAUGUUGUGAUUUUGAGUGCCAUUUUUGUUCUUUUAACCCCCAUUUUGUGUAUGUAUUAGCCCUGCUGAUUAAUUUCACUCCAUGUACUACUGCCGAUUUGUUCAUUGUAUUCAUUGUUCACAGAUAACAUUUGUAACAUAGAUCCAAGCUUUGGUGUGAAAAUACAUUUUUUUCCCCGGUGACCA